Molecule: messenger RNA, 1313 nt
Organism: Oreochromis niloticus (Nile tilapia)
Lineage: Eukaryota; Metazoa; Chordata; Actinopteri; Cichliformes; Cichlidae
Product: hemoglobin embryonic subunit alpha-like
Exons: 3
Coding region: 805-1239 (144 amino acids)
Biological process (GO): oxygen transport; hydrogen peroxide catabolic process
Cellular component (GO): haptoglobin-hemoglobin complex; blood microparticle; hemoglobin complex
Molecular function (GO): oxygen carrier activity; organic acid binding; peroxidase activity
Source: RefSeq, a predicted model, not a curated record
AUAGCUUCUCCUCUAGACUAGUGGAAAGAAAGUGUAGCAAACAUACAUUUAGUUGCUUAUCUGACUACAUUUUUUCUAAGUAUCCAGUUUUAUAUCAGAAGCAUUACUUUAUAUAGGUUGUGGUCAUUUCUGAUUUGUGGAUUGACAUAAUAAUGCGUCCAAAAUCUCCUGUGUAAAAAGCAAAAUAAGAAUGUUUUAUCCACUGUUAAGAUUGCAGCUGUCGAAGUGUAAAAAAUUAGCGCAUGCUUGAAAAGAAAAUGCCUUGUUAUAAAAAACCUCUGAUAUCAUUAAUUAAUUGUUUUCCAUUCUGAUAACUGUUUGCAAAAUAAAUAAAUAGGGGAUUCACUAAUGUCUCACCUUAAAAACUGAACUGUCUAUCAAAGUUGAUUAUUUCAGAUGAUAAACAGUUAUUUUAAUAAACAGUCAAAGUUAAAAAUACAAUUUUCAUUUGUUAAUGUAACCCAUGAGCCAAAAACAUUGCAAUUUUAGGUAUUUAUAAAAGUAUAUUACUUCAUGAUUUUGCUGUCUAGAAAUACAUUUCCCUUUUCCACUCUUUGGUUUAGUUUUAUUUCUUUAUUGUGUGCACUAAAUGAUUUCUUUUUUUCUUCAGUAGUUUUCAAAGCUAGCGUGACAAUUGGUUCACUGUUUAUCUCACGCAAGCUGUUACAUAUCACUGUGGGCCUGUCCAAGCGCCUGUUGCUAUCUCUGAGGUGUGUCGGGUGUGUCCGUUUACUGUUCUACAUAUAAAAGCCUAAAGCUUUUCAGGUGGUUAAGACAACUUCAAACGAAAAGUCAACAGGCAAGAUGACCAGUCUUUCUGCUAAGGACAAGAACACAGUCAAAGCCUUUUGGGCUAAAGUGGCUGGCAAGGAGGAACAAAUCGGCUGUGAUGCUGUCUCCAGGAUGCUGACAGUGUACCCUCAGACCAAGACUUAUUUCUCCCACUGGAAGGACCUGAGCCCCGGCUCUGCCCCGGUGAAGAAGCACGGAGCAACCGUGAUGGCUGCAGUUACUGAUGCUGUCAGCAAAAUCGACGAUCUGACCGGAGCUCUUCUGAGCCUCAGUGAGCUGCACGCCUUCACUCUGAGAGUGGACCCUGCUAACUUCAAGGUUCUUGCUCACAACCUCCUCGUGGUUCUGGCCACCGUUUUCCCCAACGAUUUCACUCCUGAGGUCCACGUGGCGAUGGACAAGUUUCUGGCUGCUGUGGCUCGUGCAUUGUCUGAGAAAUACCGUUAAAGUGUACACAGGAGCAGAUGUCUCAAUUUGAAUAAUAAAAAAUAAUAAUAAAAUAAAAAUCAAAUUCAAUCAAA